Molecule: messenger RNA, 1604 nt
Organism: Zonotrichia leucophrys gambelii
Lineage: Eukaryota; Metazoa; Chordata; Aves; Passeriformes; Passerellidae
Gene: MAPK13
Product: mitogen-activated protein kinase 13
Exons: 12
Coding region: 286-1383 (365 amino acids)
Biological process (GO): MAPK cascade; protein phosphorylation
Cellular component (GO): cytoplasm; nucleus
Molecular function (GO): MAP kinase activity; ATP binding
Source: RefSeq, a predicted model, not a curated record
GCCCGAGCGGAGCCGGCUGCUCCCCUCCCGCAGCAGAGCCCAGAGGCACCUGUACAGCACCGAGGCGUGUCAGGAAACCUGAUGCCUCACCUCUGCCAAUGUGGAGGCGGAGGGAGGAGGGCCCAAAGACAUGUCCCUUCACGCUCGCAACAGCUGAAAACAGAGAAGGAAACUCGCUAGAGCCUUUUCCAGCAGCGCAGGAAGCCUCCCUGUCCCGCUCUCACCCCAGCAGCCCUCCCGUACUCCACUACUCUGGGGGGGUGGCUGUCCCACACCCGCCGGGCGAUGAACAUCGCAAGGAGAAGAGGCUUUUACAGACAGGAGGUGAACAACACGCUCUGGGAGCUGCCCAGGAGAUACACGAACCUGCACCCGCUGGGCUCCGGGGCCUACGGCUCCGUCUGUUCAGCCAUAGACAAGAAGACGGGGGAGAAAGUGGCCAUCAAGAAGCUGUGCCGCCCGUUCCAGUCAGAGAUCUUUGCCAAGAGAGCCUACAGAGAGCUGAUGCUGCUGAAGCACAUGCAGCAUGACAACGUCAUUGGGCUGCUUGAUGUCUUCACCUCCACUGCCUCCUACCAGGGGUUCCAGGACUUCUACCUGGUGAUGCCAUACAUGCGGACAGAUUUACAAAAGAUCAUGGGACAUGAAUUCAGUGAUGAAAAGAUCCAGUACCUGGUCUACCAAAUGCUGAAAGGGCUGAAGUAUAUUCAUUCAGCUGGCAUCGUCCACAGGGACCUGAAGCCAAGUAACCUGGCUGUGAAUGAGGACUGCCAGCUGAAGAUCCUGGAUUUUGGCUUGGCCAGGCAGGCUGAUGCUGAGAUGACUGGCUACGUGGUGACACGCUGGUACAGGGCCCCAGAGGUCAUCCUGAACUGGAUGCAUUACAACCAGACAGUGGAUAUCUGGUCUAUUGGCUGUAUCAUGGCAGAAAUGCUGACUGGGAAAACACUCUUUAAAGGAAAAGACUACCUGGAUCAGCUGACCCAGAUCCUGAAAGUAACGGGGCAUCCAGGAGAGGACUUCUUGGAGAAGCUGGAGGACAAGGCGGCAAAGAGUUAUAUCAAGUCCCUUCCUAAAAUCCCCAAGAAGGACUUGUCUGUGCUUUUCCCUAAAGCAAAUCCUCUGGCUGUGGACCUGCUUGACAAGAUGCUGCAGCUGGAUGUGGAAAAGCGCCUCACAGCAACACAGGCCUUGGCUCACCCCUACUUCGACCAGUUCCGAGAUAUCGAGGAGGAGACAGAGGCACAAAACUCCUAUGAUGAUUCUCUGGAACAUGAAAAGCUUUCCAUAGAGGAGUGGAAAAAGCACAUUUACAAGGAGAUCUUGACCUUCAGUCCCAUUGCACGGAAGGACUCAAAGAAGAGAAGUGGGAUGUCCUUAUAGCGACGGGUGCAGCUGUGCCUGGGACUCGGUUCUCCCUGAUGACAUCGCAUUCAUUCCACACUGUGCUGCUGGUGGCCAACUUCUGGCCUGUGGGACCUCUCUCUAUGUGCCAACACAAGGAUGAUGCCGUGCUGUGGGCACUGGACUUUGUUCUUCUAAAGGGGAAGCACCCCAGACAGUUUUCGACAUAAAAGACAAAUAUAUUCUUGUUGAAACUUUAA